UGUGGUAAACGCUCACUAACGCGCACCAGUGCGCAUCCGCUGCACACUUUUCCCUGUGUACACUUGGGAUAAUGUACAACGGGACAACUUAUCCAACUGGAUAUGCUCUGCGGUAUCUAAAGAUGGAUCAGACCGUGGUUCUCCUCCUGUGUCGCUGAUUCUCCUCCUCUGAUUUAACACUCUGAGCUCUUCAACGGAGCCGUUUGCGCGUCCUGUGUGUUGGGGAGGUGUCGGCUGGUCGCGUUGAGUCUUCAAAUCCAAAUUUGGAUGUUUAUUGGUGACUAUUUUUCAAACCUUUCGUCCAAAUGACUGAGCUCUGGUGCAGCCAGAGACGUGGCUCCCCACUCGGGAAGCCUAAAGUUUGAAGGGUGCCGGGGUGUUUCAGGCUCUCCGUCUCCCACCUUUCACUGGAUUUGCAGUCACCCAUAAAUUGCCACAAACAGCGGAUAUCUAAUCUGUCUCCGCGCGCGCUGGGAUACACUCGACUUGGAUUUUACACCGUCUGGAUUUCACCCGCAUCCAAAUCAUGAAGACCGUUAUUAUUGAUGGAGGGCGACUCCUGUUUCUGGUGAUGUGGCUGAACCUUGUGCCUCAAACUGACAGCUGCCCUGCCAAGUGUGUGUGCUACAGCGAGCCUCGGCCCACUGUGGCCUGCCAACAACAAGGACUGUUCUCCAUCCCUACUGAGAUCCCUGUGCGGAGCCAGCGGAUAUUCCUCCAAAGCAACAAGCUCACAGUGGUGAGGUCCACCAGCUUCAGCUCCUGCCACAAUCUCACUGUUCUGUGGCUGUACUCCAACAACAUCAGCUACAUUGAAGCUGGAGCUUUUUAUGGCUUAGAAAAGCUAGAGGAAUUGGACAUUGGAGACAACAGUAAUCUACGCACCAUCAGUCCUACAGCUUUUCGGGGCUUAACAAAGCUGCACACCCUCCAUCUGCACAGGUGUGGCCUGUCAGAGCUCCCCAUUGGGGUUUUCCGAGGAAUGUUCUCCUUACAGUACCUUUACCUGCAGGACAACAACAUUCUAACCCUGCAUGAUGACACUUUUCUGGACCUUGCCAACCUCACUUAUCUCUACUUGCACAAUAACAAGAUCAAGAUAGUGACAGACAACAUGUUUCAUGGAUUACUCAAUUUGGACCGGCUACUACUACAUGAGAACCGGGUUAUCUAUGUCCAACCCAGAGCUUUUAGUGAUCUUGGUAAGCUGAAAUCCCUGUUCUUGUUCUUCAACAAUCUUACCGUCUUGUCAGGGGAGGUCAUGGACCCACUGGUAUCCCUCCAAUAUUUGCGUUUAAAUGGUAACCAGUGGAUCUGUGACUGCCGAGCGAGGACCUUAUGGGACUGGUUCAAACGUUUCAAAGGUUCAAGCUCUGAGCUGGAGUGCAACGUUCCCGACUUCCUGGCAGGUAAGGACUUAAAACGUCUUAAAAGUGAAGACUUGGAGGGGUGCGUGGAAAUGCCUCAAAUCCAGACCGGACUCUUCAACUCGAAGGCACAGUCUGGGAAAUUACAUUCAACUGAAAAUCCUCUGGGGGAAACAAUCCCAAGGUGUUGUCUUGGAGAUAAUGACAAGUCCUCUAUCUUGUCUGGCAAGAGCCGCCAAAUCACUAACAACCGCCUUAAAGAGAAGGAGAACAUGUCCAAGACAAAAUUCAAAGAACCAGGAAGAACAAAAAAUGAGACCCAGAACAAGCAGAAUGAUGGACCACUCGGCACCUUGUCCAACACCCUGGAUGAGUCUUUGGAUAAUGUAGACCCUGGCCUCAUAGACAACCUGGAAUCAUCUACAGCUUCAAAUAAAAAGAAAAAGAAGUGUAUCAAAAAGCCUAAAUCAGACAACCAAUGCAACAAAAGCGAGGCUACUACCCUACAAGCUCUUCAAUUUUUCUUCAUUCCCUUGAUCUGGAUAUCUCUAGCCAUGUCUUAGGACAGCGGAUCUCACUCUGAAUACAGGACUCAAGAUUGUUGAUGCUCAUGACAAUGAUACAGAAGAUGCAGUGACAUCUACAACAGGCAGUGACUGAGAAGCAGAGAGUCUGAAUGGCCCAACACGGGUGAGGACAAACAAUAAUGAAGACAUUACAGUACAUUUAACAUAAUGGAUGCCUUUACAGAACACUACAGAUCCAAUGUAUAUAAUGAAAUGGUGCCCAAAUUUGUUUGUUCUCUAUGUACUUAACUGUACUGUGUCUAAGCUAAACUUCAGAGACUCCUCCCCUUUUCCCUCCUAAAAGCUUUUACCGCUUAGACAGGACACCGGAAGACUGAACAAAAGACAAAUAUAAAAAAUAAAUAAAAAAAAAGGAAGUCAGAGACAGGGUGCACACAAGAAUGUUGGGUCUGUUCAAUAAAGAUAAAUGAUCUCCUCCCAUUAUUUAAUAAAAGUGAUGCAUUUGUUGGGUAAUGUUAUGUUUUUUAUGUUUCUAAAAGCAAAUGUUUUUCCUUCCCCAGUUUCGGUUGUAUUUUCAUGACAGAAAGGGUGAAUCGAUCACAUUUACGAAGAAUGCUCACAGUUUGUUUAUGGAAAUUGCAAAGGAACCAUAGAUAUGCAUUUUAUUUUACUUGUGUACAAGUAUGAAUAUAUUAUGAAUAAAAGUUCUUAUUUCGUA
Solea senegalensis (Senegalese sole) is the source of this 2612-nucleotide messenger RNA. RefSeq names its product reticulon 4 receptor (gene rtn4r). Lineage: Eukaryota; Metazoa; Chordata; Actinopteri; Pleuronectiformes; Soleidae. Gene Ontology annotation, cellular component: plasma membrane. Gene Ontology annotation, molecular function: protein binding. The record is from RefSeq and is a predicted model, not a curated record. The transcript has 2 exons. Bases 527 to 1930 code for a protein of 467 amino acids.